This is a messenger RNA of Procambarus clarkii (red swamp crayfish), 2668 nucleotides long. Its product is annotated as ionotropic receptor 21a-like. The record is from RefSeq and is a predicted model, not a curated record. Gene Ontology annotation, cellular component: membrane. Gene Ontology annotation, molecular function: ligand-gated monoatomic ion channel activity. Lineage: Eukaryota; Metazoa; Arthropoda; Malacostraca; Decapoda; Cambaridae.
GGAGGGAGGCAGGCGUGAUGGAGGCGGUGACGGUGUUCCUGAAGGUGGCACUGGCGGAGGUCGCGUCUCUGGCAGUCGCCAACGCACGCUCACCUCUCAGCUCAGGGAAUCAGAUGGUGCUGCCAGACGCUGGGGGCGCUGUUCGGUCAGUGUUGGAAGCCUCUGUCAUGCCGUACAGCUCUGUUCUCUUGUUUACCGAUGGCGACACUUCCGCUCACACAGUCUACAAGGCGAUGAGGGAGAUAGUGGUGGCGCCCUUUGGUGUUGGAGUGAUGGAGGUGGAGACAAGUGGGGGAGAGAACGAAACCCUUCACCAUCACGUGGCGUCAGUAGUCCGGCUGGCUAGAAGCUUCCGUGACAUGGUCUGGCUCCUGACGGUGGUGGUGGUGAGCGACGACCCCGCCUUCCUCUCCGCCUUCGCCGAAGUCGCCGACGAGGAGCGCCUGCUGGUGUGGUCGACGCGGGUCCUUGUGGUCAGCAACCUAGACCUAGGAGACCUGGCCCGCCUGCUGGCCUCCUACCGGGCCUUCGCCACCAUGAACGUGAUGGCUGUCACCCCGGAGGAGGAGGAGGAGGGGAUGACACCAGGGGCUCUCAGGCCCCGCGGGAUCGUCCUCCACCUGCCACACUCGCCAGGAGGGAGCAAGACGACCCGUGUAGCGACCUGGACCCCGUCAGGAGGACUCGUCUACCACUCCAGCCUGUUGCUCUUUCCACAAAAGUAUGACAAUUUCUACGGAGGCCCGGUGACGGUGGCGGUCCUCCACGCCCCUCCGUACUGGAUAGAGACGGAGGAGACUUCCCCCGAAGGCGCCACCGUCAAAAGGUUCUCGGGACGGGACUGGCUCCUGCUGGUGUCGGUGGCGCGAGCUCUCAAUUUUACCAUUAGUCACCUGCCUUGCAAGGACUGGGCGGAAGCGAUGGACCGCAUCAAGGACAGGUCAGCGCUCAUCUCCCCGGCCGUGUACGUGGUGAUGCGGCACCUGCUGGCGACCAGGGACUACACUGUGUCUAUAGAGCCGGAUACACUCACCUUCAGCAUGGCCGCCCCGUCCCACGCCCCCAGCUGGGUGUCCAUCUACUACCCCUUCACUUUCACCGUCUGGCUUCUUAUCCUGAUGGUGCUCGUGCUUGUUCCCGGUUCGCUGUUGGUGCUAAGCCGUACUGGCGAAGUCGUCCCAGAGGCAACUGCCGAAGGUGCUAGUGUCAACACGUGGCGAGGUUCGAUCCUGCAGGCGACAUUUCGAGCGGUGCAGGAGACGACUGGUACACUACUAGGGCAGGGCCUCUCCAGGAAACUUCCCAGCUCCACUCCCUUCAGAAUCCUCCUGGGGGUGUGGCUGGUCUUCGGCCUGGUCGUGUCGACUGCCUACCGGGGCAACCUUACCGCCUUCCUCACUGUGCCCAAGUACUCACCCAGAGCAGAGACGCUCCAUCAACUUAUCGAGAGUGGGGCCAGAGCGACAGUGCCCAUGGAUGACGGAGUCGAUCUCAUCAAGUUUUUCGGAAACUCGGGCUCCAGGGACUUCCAGAUCCUCUCUAGACGAGUCUACAUGGUCCCGGACACCAUGAAGGGUCUCCGGCAGGCCAUGGAAAGGAAGGAGGCCUACCUGUACAUACGCAAGUUCUUGGAGGCGAUGAUCGCUCAGUACUUCACGGACAAGAACGGCCGGAGUGGCUUGUACGUGGCCCGGGAGAACAUCUCGCCCGGGUUCGCCGCCUGGCCCAUCAUCAGGGACGCCCCCUUCAAGCAGCCACUGGACCGGUGCCUGGUGGCCCUAGUAGAGGCAGGGUUGUCGGAGAAGUGGAUGAAUGACAUGCUGGACGAUGCCAAGAGGGCGAGCAGGAUGAGAGAUCGCGUCACCCUCCAGCAUCCGGACGCCAUGAAGGACGCCACAUUCCAAGAGCAGGAGGACCUUCGCCCCUUGUCACUCACUCAUAUUCUUGGCCCUCUGGUUUGUCUGGUGCUGGGCCUUCUGCUGUCCCUUGCCUCCUUCAUGCUGGAGAUGCUAGUGACCUUUGUGGUUACAACUAGUUAGGGAGCCUCGGGAUUGAGGUUGAGCUCCUCAGCCUGGUGCUCCUAAUGACGAUGUCGUUUCAAGAUAGUCCUGCGCUUAUUCUUCAAGUCUCAAGGCAAACCUUUAACAUCCAUACAUCUUUCAACACUUUGUAUUUGUACUCAAUAUCACAAUUAUUAACACUGUGGAUUAUUGUGUAUAUACACAAUAAUACACAAUGAAAAAAUCCGUAGGAGCCAUGAAGAGGAUUCGAACCAAUGCGGUGGGUAUUCCCAGUCACACACACACACACACACGCUUUAGUCCACAACAUGGUCAAAAGAAUUGCAACCUGUGGUACUACUACUGCACCCACGAGACUUUCUUGAGGCUUCCACUAAAGCAGAACCAGGGUUUCAUACAAUCCCCUAAUGCACUCCGGUUCUGUCAUCUAGGAACGUUCUACCUCUGACGCUCUUCUUUCCAUACACAGAGAGUAAUCACACUCACUUGAGUGCAUCAAUGAGAAAAUCCGUAAGAACCAGAUGGGAGGAAAAUCUCCAACGAAUUUUCUCAUUGAUGCAGUCACGUUAGUGUGACUACUCUCUCUGAAUACACAAUAAUAUCAUUGAAUUUUAUAACGAUAUGCAUAAAUAAAGGAAUGACGUGAA